This is a messenger RNA of Mizuhopecten yessoensis (Yesso scallop), 3972 nucleotides long. Its product is annotated as von Willebrand factor D and EGF domain-containing protein-like. The coding region runs from base 275 to 3460 and encodes 1061 amino acids. The record is from RefSeq and is a predicted model, not a curated record. The transcript is spliced from 19 exons. NCBI's taxonomy places the organism in Eukaryota, Metazoa, Mollusca, Bivalvia, Pectinida, Pectinidae.
AACAAGAAUUUACACCUACUGUCUGGGUAGCAAUGUAAAGCACAUGCGCAAAUGAUAUGUUGGUGCCGAUAUAAUCAAUAGUUGGUCGAAGCUUUACAUAACAGUAAUUGCUAGUUAAUAUUAUAGACAUUGGAAGUAAACUAAAUACCUGUAUGGGUUAAUUGAGGAAACAGAAAACAAAACAAGGAUUUACCAAAACUGAAAUGCCAGAAUCUUAAUAGCUUUUUGCUAUGAUAUCUCUUAUUCCCGUUCCCAGUGGUGAUACCGUAGAAGGAUGUUAAGAUAUGGGCUUUUCCUACUAGGGCUGAUUUCUGUCACUGCUGCAGACCUCGACCCCUGUCUUGCCGGUAACCAUGUGACUUUCGAUGACCCCACACGCUACACAACUUACGACACCGACCUCUCCUCCGUACGCUGUGACAAUGGUACGGUGAAACAAUGGUACCGGGUUCCGUUUGGAUCCGUGGCAACAACUCCCCCGCCUGUCAACAGAUGUGGUACCACACAGCCUGUGUGGAUCGAACCAACAACAUUACCUUCUACAGGAGAAACCCAGUUGGUAACAAUAUGCCUACGAACAACAUAUGCUACCUGUCCCUCCACUGGAGUUAUAUAUGCAAAGAACUGUGGUUCGUUUUAUGUAUACGAGUUGAGGCCGCUAAAUGCAGUUUUCUGUCCGCUUGCAUACUGCUUAGAAAGGGACUCGAGUCAAACGGUACUACCGUCUGUAUCUACAUCUUUGGUAGAAGGAACUUUUGAGAUCGACAAUGAAGAUUUUCCAAACAAAGAAAUCCUCUUCACUUGUGACCUACAAGGUAACACUGGUGUAACCUUGGAGACGUUAUCUUACGAUGUUGUUUGGUACAUCGACGAUCAGGAAAUUAAACGAAGGACAGACCUCAAUUACUCUGCCAUGUUGAUAGAUGGUGCACUCAGGGAAGGGGAAUGGAGAGAGCAGUAUUCGCUUGGAAUACAGGUGAAGUGUGCUGUUGAAGCAAAGACUGAAGUUUCUACGGGGACUGGCAACUUUGAACAUAGUUCUCCUUUCUACGCUGGAUUCAAAGCGGAGCUUUCGGGAGAUAUUCUCCAGGAAAAUGGAGAGUUAGAACUUACAAUAAAGCUGACUGUCCCUCUAGGAUGUACAUACACAAACAAUUUGGCAACAAAAGCGGUCCAGAAAUUUGAACAGGAUCACUGUCAUAUGAGAAUUCGAGUAGUUUCACCAAAAGACGAGUCCACAGACCAGUGUUCACGAGGUGGUGUUACCAACAAUGCCGUAACGUUUAAGAACAAUGAAUGUGGAGUAUUGAUCUAUCAUACCAGCUGGGAUACAUCAGCCGUGAUGAAGAUACAUGGAGCGCCGGACAAUAUCGUUAACUCAGGACAUCGCAUGGCACUGCUGCAGUUACGAACAGACUCGGUUAUAACACACAAAGUUUGGAGCCAGGUAGUCGGAGAUGAAAUAGAGAUUAACAUCCAUGACGAUGAUAUUAACAUUAUGGGUAAAGUGUGUUACUCUUCGAACGACCCACAUAUGAAAACCUUUGACGGCAAGCAAUACGAAUUACAAGUAACUGGAGAAUACGUCUUGUAUAAGCACGACACUCUGCCCGUUGCGAUUCACGCCUAUUUCCAGCCAUGUGACUAUGGUUUACCCAACGCCAAAUGUAACUGUGGAAUCGCUAUACGUAAUGAUAAUGCAGUCUUCAGGGCCAACUUCUGUAAGCAUUCAAAUGGGUUCAACAGAAUUAUCGAGUACAACGGCUGUGACAAAGAUGCGAUGAAGAUAACGCAUUAUCAAUCCAGUAACCGAUAUGGAUCCGGCUUCCAGAUUACCCUUCCCACGGGGACAUCGGUGACUUUCCACUACGGAUCCUACUCAUCAGCUGUAUUUAUACACUACAUUUUCGUGAAACCCUCGGUUUUGGACUGGAAAGCGUCCGCAGGGUUAUGUGGAUAUAUGGACGGAUCAACAGGAAAUGACUUUAAAAAGACAGACGGAAGUGAAACCUCCAAUGAGUCAGUCUUCGGCACCAGCUGGAAAAUUACAGAGGGAACUUCGCAGUCGUUAUUCAUAAAUCCCCUGGUAACGCAGUCAUCUCCUACAAUGACGGCCCGUGAAUAUUGCACCUGUAAAAACGAAACAAAGUUUGAUGAGCAUGCUUCCUGUUCGGCGUCACCGGCUGAGCCCUGUUCUUCGUCUGACUCCUCUGACACUGCUUCGUAUGGGUACCUUGACACGUGCCGGACAUCAUUUACAAAACGCGAUACGGAUGAAGAGAUGGUGUACUUUCCCUGGUACUCUAAUCUGGGUGGAAACAAUGAUACAGAAAGUGGAGUACCUGAUUGGUCUGGUAAUUGGACGGAGGCAUCAGCCGCAUUAGCUUGUAGGGAAUUCCUCAGGGACAGUCCUCUCAUCCAGAAAUGUGAGGAGGUGAUACCAGGAUUUGACAGCGAAGUUUAUGUCCCCGACUGCACCAAGGACAUCAAGCUCUCAGGAUCGACGUUGUUCAUGGAAUCUACUCUGUCGUUACUGAAGACGGCGUGUAUAGCGGAAGCAGUACGUUUAGAAAACCUUACAAAGAACGAUACCGGAAGUGGCAGCACUAUUCUGGAUGAGAUGUUAGCAUUGAGUUGUUCCAACAACUGCUCCAAUGUUGGGUCCUGUAUCAAUGGUACUUGUCAGUGUGAAAACGGUUAUUCGGGAAAUGAUUGUUCAAUGAGCGGAAACGCCCCACCCAUCCUGUCCCAAGAAACAAAUGUGGGCUUGUGCGAUACAUCGAUAAACGUCUGCUCCAAAUACCUUGUAUCAGGGGAAAACUUUAUGCCGAUGCAACUGACAUGCAGAGCCCAACCGUUCAAGGUCUAUGGUUCGGUCAUUCGAUUGGAAGGGGAGGCUAUGACUUUUUCUGCAACAUACGUCAACUCGUUCACGUGUAUCUGCAAAAUACCAGCUUCCCGGAAACGCCGCUCCACAUAUGCUAGUCUUCCAAGUGGCUACAAGAUCAGCAUGUCCAACGACGGCACGACCUUCAGUACUGAAGUCACAUUCCUUAACUUUGACGCUAAUUGUUACGAGUGUAACACCACUUCUAUGAUGUGUACAGAAAAGACUGGAAGUUGCCAGACCGUGAAUGCAGACCCCGGGCCGUCUGUUAGUGAUGACACCUCAGAAACCGCAAUAGGCGUAGGAGUAGGAGUCGGAAUUGUGAUCCUCCUCGUCGUCAUCAUCGUCGUAUUCCUUUGCAUAUUAAAACAUAAAAACAGGAAAUCAACGGCUGUCGUAUCCCUUUCAAAUCUCAGGAUGGACGACGAGAAAGUUUCGCCUUCUCAACUUUAUUUUCCCUCCCUGAAAGAGUUCCCUGUCGACGAUUCAGCAGAAGUGAUCAUCGGUGUGCACCCGUCGUUCCAAACCUAUUCAAAAGAAAAGACUGAUAUUGUAAUUAACGAUUUAGAAUAGUUCCGACGCGAAAAAAAUAUUUAUCGAAGGCCGCCACUGAGUGUAUUAUUUUUCCAACAUUUUUGAAUCCCGAGGUUUAUAUUCCAACAUUGUAUACAAACAUACAGUAUUUAUAUCUAUUCUUCAAAGUAAAAUGUUUUUAAAGAUUUUGUUCAUGUCUACCACUGUGUCUUUACGCCUAUGAGAAGCAAGGCGACCCCGAUAAUUAAUUAUUUAAAUUAGGCUGUUCUUAGCAGAACAUUCUGACCAUUAGCCUGACAGGUUUUAAGUAUAUGUAGAGGUGAAAUAUAAAUUGCUUUGUUUUUCCGCUCGCUGGCAAAUCUUUAUAUAAAUACAAAAUUAGAUGCGGGUAUCCUCUUUAGGCAAAUGAAACCUGUCACGCAACUCGCUUUUUACCGGUAAAUUUGCAGUUUUUGGAAGAGCUUUAGUCUGUUGAAAAAUACAUAUUUAAACAUAUGUUAUACAUGUACGCCUAAUGUCUAUCGUCCAAUAAUCCAUGCUUAUUAACCAAU